AUGAGGUUCUUAGCUGUAUGCUCUGUGAUAGCUUGCUUUUCCCUAGUGAGCUCGCUUCAAGUACAAAACACAGACCAUUUUGAGAAAAUCUUGACUAGAAUUAAAGGAAAAGGAUGGUUUAAUGACAGGUUCGAGGUGAAUCUCGAUCUGGGGUCUACUAUAUUUGCGCUGGACACGAGUGUCGUCGAUACUGAUAAAGGUGAUAAGGAAUGUCCUCCUUGUUUCAAUUGCAACCUCCCAAAUUUCGAGUGUACUCAAUUUUCCCAGUGUAAUACAUUUACAGGAAUGUGCGAGUGUCAGCCUGGGUUCGGUGGUCUAGACUGCUCAGAGCCGUUAUGCGGCUCGCUAGCUGAUGGAAACAACAAGAGACCAAAGAGAGACAAGAAGAAAGAAUGUAAAUGUAAACCUGGCUGGAUGGGCAUCAAUUGCAAUCUAUGUGAGCGAGACGAUGUUUGUGACGCAUUUAUGCCCGAGGGAGUCAAAGGAACUUGCUACCAAGAGGGGAUUCUUAUUAAUAACUUUCAUCAAAUGUGUGAUGUUACCAACCCAAAAAUUGUGGAAAUCCUUGCAGGAAAGAAACCACAAGCUACAUUUGCAUGUAAUAGGACUCUGGAAAAUUGCAAUUUUCAGUUUUGGAUUGAUCAACAGGAGUCCUUUUAUUGUGAUUUAAAUAAAUGUGUUUUGGACUAUGAUUUAUCCAAGAAUACGACUCAUUAUAAAUGUGACAAUGUGGCAUGUAAGUGUUUACCUGAUCGUAUGUUAUGUGGCCAAGAUGGAUCAAUUGAUAUUUCAGAGUUUUUAACAGAGACCAUUAAAGGCCCCGGUGAUUUUGUUUGUGAUAUUGCAGAUAAAAAAUGUAGAUUUUCAGAACCUAGUAUGAAUGAAUUGAUUCAGAGUGUAUUUGGAGAUCCAUACAUCACUUUGCUGUGUGCUGCUGGUGAAUGUGUCCACAAGAGCGAAAUUCCCGGGUACAAUUUACCUAAUGAUCCAAAACUUACUUUGGGAAAUAUAUUUCUGAUUAUUGGUGUCUUGUUUAUUUGUAUAUUAUUCGUGGCAACAGUAUUGAGGAAUGUAAAUGAGUCGGCUUUGUUUAAAAAGAGUGGCAACGGUUACGAAUCACUUCCAACUGAUGCUAGUGUUAUGAACCAGAACUUUGAACCAGCUACCUUAUCAUUUGAAAACAUCAGCUAUACCGUUGGGGAGAACAAUCGAGUAUUGAAUAACGCUUUUGGACUCGUGAACCCAAGAGAGUGUUUGGCUAUCAUGGGUGGAUCAGGGGCAGGUAAGACCACGUUGUUGGAUAUCUUGGCUGGUAAAAAUAAAGACGGGAAAAUCGCCGGUUCCAUUUAUGUCAAUGGUAAUGUCGUUGAUCCUAAAUACUAUAAAGAAAUUGUUGGGUUUGUUGACCAGGAAGAUCACUUGAUCCCAACAUUAACUGUUUACGAAACGGUAUUGAAUAGUGCAUUAUUGAGACUCCCGAGAAGUAUGACGUUUGAACAGAAACAAACUAGGGUGGUGGAAGUACUUAAUGAAUUGAGAAUAUUGGGCAUUAAGGACAGAGUCAUUGGGUCAAAUUUCAAAAGAGGAAUCUCUGGUGGAGAAAAGAGAAGAGUUUCAAUUGCGUGCGAAUUGGUUACUUCUCCCUCCAUUUUGUUCUUGGAUGAACCUACUUCAGGAUUAGAUUCAUAUAAUGCAAGAAACGUUGUGGAAUGUUUAGUCAAAUUAUCCAGAGAUUACGAUAGAACGAUUGUUUUCACUAUCCAUCAACCUAGAAGUAACAUUGUAUCAUUAUUUGAUAAAUUAUUAUUGUUGAGUGAUGGAGAUUUGAUAUUUUCCGGGGAGAUGAUUAAAGCUAAUGAUUUUUUUACCAAGAAUGGAUACAAGUGUCCAUUAGGUUACAACAUUGCUGAUUAUUUGAUUGAUAUAACCGUUGAUCAUAACAAAAUAAUAAAAGUAUCCAAUGCCGAUGCAGCUGUUGUGGCUGCUGCGUCCUCGACCGAUUUCCAUGACGAAUCAGACAUACAUGCCCAAUUUGUAGCACAAAGAAGUCCCAGCCAGGAGGAUACUACAAGAGAAUGGGAACACUUUGCUGUGCAUCGUGACGAAUACAAUACCGAUAUUAUUGGCCGUCGUAGGACGGCUUCGGGAGAAGAAGAAACUUUACUAAGAUUGAGGAAUAAAUUACACACAUUGUUUGUGGAAUCCCCAUUAGCUGGAGAGUUGAAGCACGAAAUAAAAGAAGGUAAAAAUCAUCCCAAACUGCUAGAUUUGAAACCGCGCGAUUUUAAAAAGGCAACCUUUUUUGGACAAGCUGGUAUACUUGCAUCAAGGACUUUUAAAAACCUUUACAGAAAUCCAAGAUUGCUAUUAGCUCACUAUUUAUUAUCUAUGCUUGUUGGGUUAUUCACUGGUUAUCUCUAUUAUGAUGUGAAGAAUGAUAUUAGUGGAUUCCAAAAUAGAUUAGGAUUUUUUUUCUUCCUUUUGGCAUUUUUCGGGUUUUCAUCGUUGACUGGAUUACAUUCAUUUGCAACUGAAAGGAUUAUAUUUGUUCGAGAACGUGCUAAUAAUUAUUAUAGCCCCUUGGCCUAUUAUGUCAGUAAAAUAUUUUGCGAUAUUAUCCCCUUGAGAGUAUUACCGCCCAUUUUGUUGAUUAGCAUUGCUUACCCGAUGGUUGGUUUAUCAAUGCAGCAUAACGCAUUUUUGAAAUCGAUCCUCGUGUUGGUGUUUUUCAAUGUUGCUGUUGCCGUGGAGAUGUUGAUUGUUGGAAUCUUGGUUAAAGAGCCGGGUACAUCUACAAUGAUUGGUGUUUUAUUACUAUUAUUAUCUCUAUUGUUUGCAGGUUUAUUCAUCAAUAGCGAUGAUUUGACAGCUCAAAUCAAAUGGCUUGAGUGGAUUUCGUUGUUCCAUUACGCAUACGAAGCAUUAGCCAUCAAUGAAGUUAAAGAUUUGAUCUUGAGAGAAAAGAAGUAUGGCUUGUCAAUUGAGGUUCCAGGUGCUGUGAUUCUUAGUACUUUUGGUUUCAAUGUUGGUGCUUUCUGGAAAGAUAUCAAUUUGUUGGGUGUUUUGUCAUUGACAUUCUUGGUUUUGGGAUAUCUUUUCCUACACUACUUCACCAUUGAAAAACGAUAA
This is a messenger RNA of Lodderomyces oxycetoniae, 3129 nucleotides long. It is a transcript of the gene ADP1, whose product is annotated as putative ATP-dependent permease. Gene Ontology annotation, cellular component: membrane. The record is from RefSeq and is a predicted model, not a curated record. Gene Ontology annotation, biological process: transmembrane transport. Gene Ontology annotation, molecular function: ATP binding; ABC-type transporter activity; ATP hydrolysis activity. The transcript has a single exon. Bases 1 to 3129 code for a protein of 1042 amino acids. Lineage: Eukaryota; Fungi; Ascomycota; Pichiomycetes; Serinales; Debaryomycetaceae.